This is a messenger RNA of Cucurbita maxima (winter squash), 859 nucleotides long. RefSeq lists its product as uncharacterized. The coding region runs from base 55 to 720 and encodes 221 amino acids. Lineage: Eukaryota; Viridiplantae; Streptophyta; Magnoliopsida; Cucurbitales; Cucurbitaceae. The record is from RefSeq and is a predicted model, not a curated record. The transcript has a single exon.
UGGGCUCCUCCGGCUUUCUUUACUCUAUGAAGAAAUCUUCAACGAGAGAUCAUAAUGACCAACUCCAAGCCCUCUCUCGUAUUUAUUGUCUUCUCCUACUUCUUCUUCUUCCUCUGUCCAAAUAACACAAUUCAACUCCAUCGCCACUCACCAAAACAAAACCCCUCAAUGUUCCUACUACCCUCCAUUUCCACCACCAAAAAAUUCUUCAAAAAAACCAUAUGUAACUUCAAAUCUUUCUUCUCCAACACCUACCAUCGCCUACCCAAGGCGGCGCCGCCCUUCACCGCCGGCCCCGAAAUGGCUAAAGAUGAGGUCCAAAAUGGAAGCUUUACGAAGAGUAAUGGCAACAAUGCAGUUCAUUUUUCGAAGACGAUCGACAAGACCCAGAUGGACAGAGUUGAAAAAAAUGAACAGAGCAUCAAAAUUGGAGCGACCCAUCAAAGGAAAUCCCAAGAAAACAGGGAAUCGAGGUCGAAGAGGAGUCGUAGGUUGUACGAGUACGAUGAGAGGAGAGUGUGUUUGGUUGCCAAGAAAAUCAAAGAGUUGGAAAAAUUAGACGCGAGAAAUGUGGAUCAUAGUUUGGAUAUUGAAGAGAUCCUUCAUUACUACUCUCGCCUCACUUGUCCAACAUACCUCGAAAUUGUGGACACAUUCUUCAUGGACAUGUUCGCUGAAUUCUGUUCUAACUCCUCGUCUUCUCAACACAACAAAAUUUGAAUUUUGGUCCUCGGAUUUCUGGUAGACCAUAUUUUAAUGGGUAUCAUUUGGAAUUUGAUUCAGUGUUUAUUAUGAUUCAUCUGAGUUCAUAGAUUUAAUGAUAGAGUUGUGUGUGUAACGUAGUUUGAUUUGAAUGUUU